Messenger RNA from Diabrotica virgifera virgifera (western corn rootworm), 1597 nucleotides. Its product is annotated as beta-1,4-mannosyltransferase egh-like. Bases 213 to 1571 code for a protein of 452 amino acids. NCBI's taxonomy places the organism in Eukaryota, Metazoa, Arthropoda, Insecta, Coleoptera, Chrysomelidae. The transcript is spliced from 4 exons. Gene Ontology annotation, molecular function: beta-1,4-mannosyltransferase activity. Gene Ontology annotation, cellular component: cytoplasm. The record is from RefSeq and is a predicted model, not a curated record.
UAUUCUACUAGACCUAGAUUGUGAUUAAAACACCAUGUUUAUAAUGACAUGAAUAUACAUACCGACUUUACCUUGCAAAAAGGUUACAAAUUUACCAAAAUAAGUAUUUGAACCUCUUAUCUGUAAUAUUAUAAUAAUUUAUUUCAUGAAUUUUCGAUUAUUUUAAAAUUCUUACUUUUACUUCAACGAACAAAAAGUGUUGUGUUGGUGCUAUGGUUUCUGGAACAAUUAAACAUGUCAUACAUUGUACCUGCUUUAUUGGUUUCAUCAUUUUGGGCCAAGUUUUUAUGGUAGUACCAUCUAAUUACACUGAAGACUGGGAACAAUGUGAUACGGUUAGAUUAAUUAUAUUUUGGAUCGUGAAGUUGGGCACGUUUGCCACUAUUCCGCAGCUGUUUUCUUCCUUCAUUGGUGUGUUGAUUUAUAAUUCUUUUUCGGACAAUAUAAUAAUAAAAGGACCACGUCUGCUGGCACCUUUUGUAUGUUUUCGAGUGGUGACCAGAGGUGACUUUCCUCAAUUGGUACAAAAUAAUGUUCAGAGAAAUAUCGAAACGUGCUUAUCGGCAGGACUGGAACACUUUUGCUUUGAUAUCGUUACGGAUAAUACAAUUAAUAUUAGUCCAAGUAGACAAUUAAAAGAAACUGUAGUACCAUCCACGUACAAAACAAAAAGUGGUGCCCUAUAUAAAGGAAGAGCUUUGCAAUAUUGCUUGGAAGAGAACGUAAAUUUUUUGGAAGAUGACGAUUGGAUUGUCCACUUAGAUGAAGAGACCUUAUUAACUGAAAAUUCUGUUAAUGGAAUUCUGGCUUUUGUUAUGGAUGGAAAACAUCAAUUCGGACAAGGAGUGAUAACUUACGCAAAUGAACAAAUUGAAAGUUGGAUAACUACCCUGAUAGACAGCAUUAGAGUUGCUGAUGAUUUAGGUAAACACAAAUUUCAGCUACGAUUUUUUCAUAAGAUGUUUUUCUCGUGGAAGGGAUCUUUUAUGGUGGCACAGGUAGCAGCUGAAAAAGAUGUAACUUUUGACCAUGGCCUUGAAAGCUCAUUAGCCGAAGACUGCUUCUUCGGCUUCCUCGCACGUGAAAAAGGCUACACUUUUGACUUUAUAGAAGGUGAAAUGUGGGAGAAAUCACCUUUCACACUUACUGACUACAUAAAACAAAGAAGUCGCUGGCUGCGAGGUACCUUUCAGUUCAUAAUGUCAAAUCAUAUUCCAGGACGAUACAAAAUCACCGGAUGUUUUGGUUGUUUCUCGUGGAUCUGUGUACCGUUUGUAGCUGUUAACGGAAUUUUAAAUUUUUGUAUGCUUACUCCUUAUUUUCCUAUCUGUGAAAGGAUUCAUUUGUUACUAAAUACAAUUGCUGUCUAUUUGUAUUUCUUUGGCGUAGUUCACUCAUUUUAUAGAUCUAAUUUGACUAGAAUCAUUUUAUAUUUUGCCUGUAUUGUAAUUUUAGCACCAAUUUAUAUUUUUCUGGAAAGUAUGGUCGUUUUUAUGUUUCUUUUUACUAGUAGAAAUACAUUUCAAAUUAUAACUAAAAGUUUAGAACAGAAACAAGCUAGCAUUGUAUGAAAAUAUGAAUAAAAAUUUAAAAUAUG